AUGUCUCUCAGAUCCAGAUCCCGAAAUUUUCGGCAUUUUUAUGUCUCUUUCCCGCAAGAGCGGAUCGUCCAGGUCACGUUGAACAGACCGGAGAAGCUGAAUUGUAUUGACCAAGCUACGAGCCGGGAGAUUCAACAGGUAUGGGAGCUUUUCGACCAAGAUGAAAGCUUAUGGGUUGGUAUCAUCACAGGCGUUGGGAGAGCCUUCUGUACCGGUGCGGAUUUACAGGAAUGGAACGAGAUGAACAAGGCCGGGGUGGUCAAUGAUAUGGCUGCGCCGGGCCUUGCUGGACUGCCCCGUCGACGUGGCAAAAAGCCGAUUAUCGCUGCUGUGAACGGCAUAUGCAUGGGAGGGGGUUUUGAGAUGGUGGCCAACUGCGAUCUCGUAAUAGCUUCCACCUCAGCUAUCUUCUCCCUCCCCGAAGUGAAGCGUGGGAUAGUCCCCGUGGCGGGGUGUCUGCCGCGGCUGACGCGCACCCUUGGACUGCAACGCACCACGGAUCUUGUCCUCACCGGCAGAAGUGUGAGCGCGAAGACGCUCUAUGAAUGGGGCCUUGUCACUCGUGUAGUGGAUUCAAGUGAAGCCGCCGAUGUUUCCCGUGUGGCGGUCCAGGUUGCCCAAGACAUGUGCAGAAAUAGCCCCGACGCGCUGAUUGUUGGACGCCUCGGGAUUCGGUUGAGCUGGGAAGCAAGCAGCGUGGAGGAGGCCGUGUCGACUCUGGCCGAACAGUGGUACCCGGGCCUGGUUAACGGCCCCAAUUUCGCCGAAGGCAUCCAGGCUUUUGUGGAGAAACGACCGCCGAAAUGGGUGGAUUCGAAGCUGUGA
Molecule: messenger RNA, 825 nt
Organism: Venustampulla echinocandica
Lineage: Eukaryota; Fungi; Ascomycota; Leotiomycetes; Helotiales; Pleuroascaceae
Exons: 2
Coding region: 1-825 (274 amino acids)
Biological process (GO): fatty acid beta-oxidation
Cellular component (GO): mitochondrion
Molecular function (GO): enoyl-CoA hydratase activity
Source: RefSeq, a predicted model, not a curated record